GUGAUAACUUCUUUAUUCUGUGGGUGAUGACACCAAUAACACGUCCGUAAAGUGUUGCUCUGCAGGAGCCUGCUCUGGGACUCAAACAAGCAUAUAACCAGGCCCUGUUGAUGCUUCUAGUUCGUACCUGGCUGCGAACUUGCAGUGCUGUUGUACCGAGACCAUUCGUGCAUGCUUCGUGCUUGCUAGCACAGCGUUUGUAGUGCGACCGAACUUGGGAGGCGUCACCGAUGGGUCCACCUGCCGACUACCGACGCCGCUGUGAUGUGAGGAGGAGGUCUCGCACGGACUGAAGUGAAAGGACACCCGUCAUUUUUCGCUUUGGAGAAAUCGAGCUUCAGGGUCAGCAAGACAAUGGCUGGAGAGCGAUGGGACAAGGAUAUCGACGAGGGAGUCGUUCGAAUAGUAGGGCAGCUGCAACUGCGUAAAUAUGGCAAGUUUAUGGAAGAUCUAACCACUGAAUUCAAGAUUAUCGAACAGUCGUUAGACGAGGGCAUCACGGAAGCAUGGGAUGUAGACUCCGACCUGAUUGAGCUGCAGUGGGUGCCUUACGAGAACACUACUCUCCUGGAGCUUAUUUCUACUGACAACAAAGUCCUCAAUAAAGUAAUGACUGUUCUUGCAGCGUUGUGCGCCGAGAUGAAGCAGCUUUGUCGUGAAGCGAAGUCGAGAUUUCAUGAUGCUCUCCUCUUUUACGGAGAAGGAAGUCUGUCCAGUAACAACGUGCCUGACGGCGAGUCGCAAGUCGCUGUAGGCAGAAUGAUCGGUCUAAUGCAAGACCUGUCUUGUCACGUGAGCCGGUGCUACUUAGUUGCAAAAAAUGUCAUUCAGCAAAUGUCUGCACUCUAUGACAGGAGCAAGACAUCCUGCGUUAUCGAUGUGACGGACGUCCAUUUCCAGACAGUCUUUGAGCACUUGGGCGAAAUGCUGACGUCACUUGUGACCCUGGACGAGGUUGUGCAAGCGCAAGGGGGCCUCCGUGAGCACUGGACGCUUUACAGAAGAAUGCUGAAAUCAGUACAUAACAACUGUGCGAAGUUUAGUGUAGUACCAGAAGACAUGAAAGCACUGGACAAAUUGAUGGGUGAAUUGGAGUACAAGCUCUUGCAAGGUCGCAUUUUCAUGGGCUGUGUAGAGCAAGGCUUUGAUGACAACACGCUUUGCGUGGCUAAGAAUGGUGCUUUUGCUGAGGAGUUUGCACUCAACAUACGUAAUUGGUUUGCACAAGUCGAUGCCAAACUUGGUGAAACAAAUGAGUUGGAUAAACGCAAGCAGCUUAUUGGGAUAUAUGCCCUUUAUGUUCUUUACUACUACAUCUACAGAAACAUAGACAAGAAAUUUUUUAAAGUUUUGUGGGAUGUUUACAAGAAGGUGCCAGCAGUGCAUAUUUUGGGCAACAUUCUAUGGUUUCCAGACCAGUUCUUGUUGCUACAGAUGCCUCAGGUCAUGCGCUCCUUGGACAAAAAAGCACAAGAUGCUGUGAAAACACAGCGGCUCGGCUACCUUCAGCAGAAGUCUGCAGUGCUCUCAAGAGAUGUUCAGGCACUCCACGUACAGGUUUCUUCUUGGCUUGUCCGCAUGGAGUCCGUUUUCCAGAAAGAUACAGACAAACUGCUAGAGGACCUGAAUCGUCGUAGUUCUCUGCUACUUCAGGGUAUCUACUUGACAUGGUACAUCUCUUAUCAGGUAAAAACUUUAAUGAACUUGCAUGUAUCAUUGAACAAGCCAAUGACAAAGUCAUCUGUUCUGCAACUUUGCAAGAUGAUUGAGAUGAUGAAAGCCAUUGAAAGCAUGUUCCAUCGGCAAACAAUGAAAAUCUGUGAUUCUGUCACUCACAUUGUGCAGCAUUUGACCUAUGUGGCCUUAUUUGCUGUUAGUAAUGCCAAGAAGAGGCUCAUUUCUGACAAGAAAUACAGUGAACGCAGGCUAGAUGUUCUCUCUGCACUUGUGCUGGUUGAGAAGUGCUUGAGCGGCCCAGCUACAAAGGAAAGACGACUGAUCAUCCAUCUUGCCAUUGCCGUUGGCGUGCAGAUGAAAUGUUUCAAAGAUGAAGAAAUUGCCUCCUUUUAUUCUGUGAUGCGAAAGCUCGACUUGAUUGGUGAACUACAUGAGAAACUUCAACAAGGUGCUGAUGGGAGCUUUUUGUAUUGGCACAGAGUGGUAUUCCCUAUCUUUUUGGAUGAUGUAUAUGAGAGUGCUGUGGAUGGGCAUCGCAUUCACUACCUUGUUGCUGCACUGAAGGACACUGGUAGAGCAAUUAAAACCACCAAGCACGAUUCCAAUCCACAGGCUAUCCUUGACAACUUCAGAGAAGAAAUAUAUGGGCAAUUCAAGGAGCACAUUUUGGACAAACUCUGCAAGGAUGUAGAAACAGAUUUACGUUUGCAGACUCAUUGCCACCUUCAACUUGAUGACCGAAACCCAUUCCGUGUGGGUCUCAAGGACUAUGCCCAGAUCCUGCACAUUCGACCCAUAAGGCUGUUUGGCCAAGUCAUCAAUGUCAAGGCAUAUGUGGAGCACUACCUUGACAAAACCUUUUACAACCUGACAACGGUGGCACUUCACGACUGGAAGACUUAUGGUGAAAUGCGCAGCAUGGCACGACAGAAAUAUGGAUUGACUACAGUUGAAGACCACCUUCCUAGCCAAACUUUAGAACAAGGUCUGGAUGUGCUUGAGAUAAUGCGCAACAUCCACAUUUUUGUCUCUCGCUACUACUACAACUUGAACAACCAGAUUUUUGUGGAACGCACUAGCAACAAUAAACAUCUGAACACAAUCAACAUUCGGCAUAUUGCCAAUUCCAUUCGUACACAUGGCAUAGGCAUCAUGAACACAACAGUCAAUUUUACAUACCAGUUUCUGCGAAAGAAGUUCUACAUCUUUUCCCAGUUUUUGUAUGAUGAACACAUCAAGUCUCGACUCAUCAAAGACCUAAGGUACUUUAGAGAGCUCCGGAGCCAGAGCGAUCCAAAGUAUCCAUUUGACCGUGCAGAGAAGUUCAACCGUGGCAUCCGCAAAUUGGGCCUGACACUUGAUGGUGAAAGCUUUCUGGACCAGUUUCGCACUCUUGUAAGCCAGGUAGGCAAUGCAAUGGGAUAUGUGCGCAUGAUCCGGUCAGGUGGGCUGCACUGCUGCAGCAACGCCAUCCAGUUUGUGCCUGACCUGGAAUAUGUGGCUAAUUUUGAAGAGCUGUCUCGGGAAGCACUGCUGGGGGAUGAUUGCACAGAAGCAGCUCGUAGGCUGGAUGCUGUAGUGGCAAGCCUAGCCAAGAAUUUCUCUGAGGGCAGUGAGUACUUUCGCCUUCUGGUUGAUGUCUUCUCUCCUACUUUCCGAGAUCCCAGCAACAUGCACCUGAGAAACUUUUUUGUUAUUCUCCCACCGCUGACCCUCAACUAUGUUGAGCAUGCAGUUUCCUGCAAGGAGCGAAUGAGUCGUAAAAACAAAGUCGGGGCAGCUUUCACUGAUGAUGGCUUUUCCAUGGGUGUGGCAUAUAUCUUGAAACUGCUGGACCAGUACCAAGACUUUGACUCACUGCACUGGUUUCAAUCAGUGUCUGAGAAGUUCCAAAAAGACACUGCUCAAGUCAGGGAGCAGAAGAAAGAAGCAGCUGGCAAAGAAGAUGAAAAGUUGCAGCAAGCAAUGUCACUAACAGGAAAGCGCCUGGAUACUUACCGGCAUGAGUUUGACCUUCUCAACUAUUCCUUGAGUAGUGCACGCAUUUUCUUCCGUGCAGACUUGACUGCAGAAGAGGAGAAACAAGAAAAUACUGAUGAUGGCACAAUGGCUUGUGAAUAGCAAGGCUAACCUUCAUGGCCGUUGUCAUGUCCACCGGCUGCAUGUUGCAGUUACAGCAAUACAGCACAGCCGUUGAAUGAGGGUAUCUGCCCUUUCAAGUGAACUGAACAGAUUCCACUGAGCAAUCUAGUCUGAUUUCUUUGGGAGCAUAAUAUUUGUUCUGUAAAUAUGUUGUUAAAGGGCCUGUCAAAAUGUUUCUUGUAUCGAAUACACAAUGCAGCGACAUAUGAAUUUUGGUGAUUAAAGGAUAAAUUUUGAUACA
Molecule: messenger RNA, 4060 nt
Organism: Dermacentor andersoni
Lineage: Eukaryota; Metazoa; Arthropoda; Arachnida; Ixodida; Ixodidae
Gene: SWIP
Product: strumpellin and WASH-interacting protein
Biological process (GO): endosome organization; endosomal transport
Cellular component (GO): WASH complex; endosome
Source: RefSeq, a predicted model, not a curated record